Messenger RNA from Dalotia coriaria, 782 nucleotides. RefSeq lists its product as uncharacterized. The record is from RefSeq and is a predicted model, not a curated record. Bases 216 to 587 code for a protein of 123 amino acids. The transcript is spliced from 3 exons. NCBI's taxonomy places the organism in Eukaryota, Metazoa, Arthropoda, Insecta, Coleoptera, Staphylinidae.
UGAGGGAAAACUAGCAAAAUAUCGCGAGUUGUUUGUGAGUCGUAACGCUUGUUGACUCUGCGUUCGCUUUUCGCAUUUCGUGUUGGUCUGUUUGGGAAUACGAACGCACGAAUAAGCAAGAUACUUAAUAGAGUUGCUAAGAAGCAAAUACAUUACAAAAGUGCAAUCAGAAAUAUUUUAUAGUGAUUUUAAUCAGUAUUUUAUUGAAAAUUAAAAUGAAUAAAGUGAUUAUUUUGUUUAUUGCGACGUUUUGUGCGUUUGUGGUGGCUGCUCCUGCUAAUAAUGAUCAAUUAGACAAGGCAAAUCUAAACAAUCCAUACGUAAACGAUGUGAUUGCAAGCAACAAAGCAAAACUACAAGAAGUAUCAGCACCAGUAAAACAACCAGAGGACACAACAACAGAACCCCACAAAGAAUUCAAUCCGAAGCCGGCCGGAACAGCGUUCGUGCGUUUGAUUGACGAUAUUUUCCAGAUUCCGAUCGGUGUGUUGCAAUCCGUUGCAAAACUGCUGACAAAUCCGUUUAAACAAAUUUUACAUCCGAAAGAGCAUUCGACACCGCAAGAUGGCGCUACCAGUACCGCAUAAGAAGUAAAUUCACAGCAUUAUUUGUAGCUUAAUUAAUAAUAUAGAGUUUUCUUUAAGAAACGUUGAUGAUUUAUUAAAAAUAAUAAAUAACUUGUCGAAUUAGAUGAUAACAAUAACCAAUUAGGCAAUACACAUACAUUAAUUAAUUUUUACACGAAUUUAAAUUGUUUACAAUAAAAUAUGUAGUUGGAUGUA